Molecule: messenger RNA, 1798 nt
Organism: Toxoplasma gondii ME49
Lineage: Eukaryota; Apicomplexa; Conoidasida; Eucoccidiorida; Sarcocystidae
Exons: 3
Coding region: 217-1596 (459 amino acids)
Source: RefSeq, a predicted model, not a curated record
UUGUUGUGACUGGCCUUAUACAGGCCACUUGCGAGUGUGAUGUCGAACAGCAGCAAAUGAAUUUAUAACGGGAAAGGAUAUGCCGUGUCAGUUAGGCGGUUGGUCCGCGUGAUUGGAUAAACGUCGUGAAGCCUACGGGAACAUCUGGUUGGUUUGUGAAUUCCGUAAGCCACUUCGCCCUUUUUUGGCUUGUCACCUUUCGGCUUCCUGUUGUGUAUGUUCUCGCGAGUGUCAAUUGUUAUCGCGAUGUGGCUAAACAACAGAGUUCGAAACUUCAAACAUAACUCGGCUUCGACACCCUUGCCGAAACGCCCUCCGGAGACGAGGCUCUUGAGCCCUGUUGACGAAUUGUCACAGGAAGAUGAGGAAGAAGAAGCAGGGUUGCUUCUUGAUGUGCAACCAGCCGAAAUUGUAAAAAGGAAUGAAGAGAUCGGUCGACGAGCGCAAGAACGUUUGGCUGGAGAAAGCAAGGCGUAUGCAAUUGCAAUGAAUCGCCGGAGUCACCGACUGCAAGAAUCUUGUGCAAGAUAUAGCCCUGGUACCAGACGUGAUGACAUGGGAGUAAACGAGCGAACUGGUGCGCGUGAUUCGCAGCUCAAGUCGGAGGAAACGGAAGCUGCCAUCCAGUCAGCAGUGGACACAGCAUCUGUGGUAGCUGCUGCAACGACUACUGGUCUUUCAAGAGGUCCGAAAUUGAACACUGAAAUAUCAGCUGACGUUGACUUCACUGCUGGUACAGCAGCUGGCAAAGCAGCAGGUGUUGCCGCAGGAAGGUGCAAGGUCGGUAAAAUUGGUAAUAACGUCAAUGACUGGCCACAGGCUUCUGCAACGUCGGAGUCAGAGCCCACGGUGCAGCAGGAAACCACUAUCGGAAUCCAACAGCGCGUGACUCGAGAGGAUCCAGGUGAUUCAGAGACGAAACGGACUCCCUUAUCUAGUGCGAGUGGUGCGGAUGGCGGCCAGGUUGUUUCGCUUGCAUUACCACAGGAGGAGUUUCUCAUGCGUCCAGAGUCUUCUUCAGAAAGCGUCAAUAACCUAAGGCCGACAAUAGCUGUGAAGUCGCCUUCCAAGAGGGGGCUCGGACCGCACGAGGGCCAAGAACGAUGUAAAGGCAUAGAAAGUGAAACAUCGGAGUUAUCGUCAAUCAAAGAUGGACCAGAUCGCGAAGAAACGAUGCACCGAGAUUGUGAAACGCAACCACGAAUAGAACCUCAGCGUAGGGAGGAAGCCACAGCGGUUGGGAAUUCGAAGGCUGACUCGGUGCUUGAUGAGACCGAUAAGGGCUUGGUUGCACCUGCAUUGCCUGAGGUUAAAUCAAUAACGAUGAUGACAGAGAAGGUAGAGGGGCGAACUGAGCGAGGUGGCUCGCGGCGGGGCUCUCCGGCGCCCCAUUUGCAAAUCAGCUGUGAUAACACUAUCGACGUCAUUGCAUCCCCUGCGAAGCAACAGAUCGAAUCCGCGGAGGGUUCUAUUCGUGAGAUUUUUCAUGAAGACGCCACCAUAGCUAAGAAUAACAGAAAUAUCAGCGGAGAGGAAUGGAGUCGCACUCUUGAGAGCAAGCUCAUAGAUACGCUUUACAGCGAAAGUCUUCGCUAGUUGCGACAGGCACGUUUCCAUGCACGGACCGAACAAGGACAUACAACUUGGUGUCCUUCUAUUGCGGGAGGAAAGCCGUGACAUGGGAGGAGCGUUUCGGGUUUGUUUUCCCUUUUUCGGUGUGACUGCUAGCUCUUUUUUCUGUACAAGUUUCUCAUUUGUGGGAACUUCGAAUCAUAACGAUACAUCGCGCUAAUUCUAC